Molecule: messenger RNA, 1046 nt
Organism: Manihot esculenta (cassava)
Lineage: Eukaryota; Viridiplantae; Streptophyta; Magnoliopsida; Malpighiales; Euphorbiaceae
Exons: 3
Coding region: 401-886 (161 amino acids)
Source: RefSeq, a predicted model, not a curated record
AGAACGAGAACACUUUAUACUAAUUUAUGUGGAUUCGAAUUUUAAUUAAAAGAAGAGAGUUUGAGAUAAGGGGGAUAGUCAAAAGAAUGAGAUGCAUUUUUACUUUUAUCUUACAUCUAUAUUAAUGUAUUUUUAAAAAAAUUACCAUUUAAUCUUUAUAAUAAAAAAAAUUAUUCAAAGUGAAGCAGCAAGUUGAGAAAGACAAAAAAAAAAAUGGUUUGAAUAUUGGAGUUUGUGCAAGAAGAAAUCUUGCAUUGGUUUCCUCGACCACAAACUUAUGUGGUAAAAGGGGUCACACUCCAUGUUUAAUUGUUGUCUUUAUUCCUGACUUUUCCAAAGAAGGAUUUGGGAAGAAUGGCAGAGCUUGAUAUCGUUGCUUUUUGUUAUUCUUUUGUUGGACAUGAUUGGGACAAUAAUGUACUUUGCAAUAGAUUGGUGUUUAUUAGGUUUAUUGCUCAGAUUGACCUUUAUUGCAUGUCACUCGUCUUUUCCGGUCAUGAAAGAGUCAUUCAUUUUCUUGAUAUCAAGUUUUCUUCUGAAUCGCAGUACUAAUUCCACUUUGUUGUGGGCGGGAUAUGUCAGCAUCCUCUUCCUCAAUCCAGAGAUCACUACUGCUGCUUUCUUGGCCUCAAGUGGUAGUAGCAUUACAAAUGACUCUUUUCAACAAGUUAGGGUUUCUUGGAUCCAUGGACUAGACCUCAGUGUAGGUUUUAGGUUAUGGCUUUCUGUUUACUUAUUUUACUUUCUUGGGCCAAGAAACCUUUUAUUAAUGGACAAAUAUAUAUAUAUAGAUUGUUGGGUACUCCAAUGCCGUGUGAAAUUGAGAUUUGGGAACUCUCAAAAGAAUACCCAAUCUGAAUAUCUAACUCUCAGGCUUAGAGAGUGAGGUGCUUUCGGCCCUUUUCCAACAAUCCUUUCGCUGGCUAAAACUUGGCGGAUGGAAUUAAAAAUUUGAUAAAUUAAGUCUGGCUUUUGGAAAAGUUUAAAGUAAUUUUACCUAAGAUGCUGUUUUUUUAAUGAUUAUUGAAUAGUUUUAUGAUUUUUUG